Fomitopsis serialis is the source of this 519-nucleotide messenger RNA. RefSeq lists its product as uncharacterized. The record is from RefSeq and is a predicted model, not a curated record. Lineage: Eukaryota; Fungi; Basidiomycota; Agaricomycetes; Polyporales; Fomitopsidaceae. Bases 1 to 519 code for a protein of 172 amino acids. The transcript is spliced from 4 exons.
AUGACUGAAGUGGCUGAAGCUCCUCGUGACGCCGACAUAUCGAGCUACAGCGUCGCCCUGGUAGGCUUCGUCCCCUCGGCCAACCCCCGUCAUGCACGGAUCAAUUUAGAAGUGUUGGCGACCGUUCGUCCCUUCAUCGAUAUUGGUACCAGUGCGACCUUCUUGUCCGUCUCUACGACCGCCUUCACCCCGGAAUUUCGACGCUUUAUCUUCUGCUUCAACUGGGGGCAGCCCAUUCCCCCUGAUGGAGGCGAUGCUGCCCAGCCCGACGAGCUCGAGACCGUCCAUGGAGGCAUAUUCUUGUUCUCCGACGAAUGGCAGUUCUGGAACGGGUUAAUUGACAGAACUGCGUACUACAUACAGCGUUACCCGGAGAAGUUCCAGGGUGCAAAGGAAGCAUAUCUCGUCAGGCUGGUGACUACAACGAGCUGGGUCAUUACCUUGUACGUGCACAAGGAAGUGGAGGGCCGCGAUGUGAGAUGCCUCGUUAACCCUGUUCUGGCCUAUACGCCGCUCUGA